AGCGCACGUUUGAAGCGCAAGGUGGCUAGCAAAAUUGACAAGUUCUUGGUGUGAAAGGUCCCGAAUAUUCCCAAUCGCUCCAAAAAUUAAUACCACUUUUUUAACUGAAAUAAUAUGUCAUUUUUGUGCGUCACCUAAUCGCAGCGAAUACGACGUGCGUUACCAAACACUAGAACACUCGAUUCCUUUAGUUAUAUUGAUCUCUCGCAUCAGCAAAAAUGUUUACUGGUCUCACCAGCCAAGUAUCUUCCUGGAUGGGAACCGUUAAGGGCGAGCAGGAGGAAAAAGUCCCCACACCUACGGAAGACACUAGUACACUUGUUGGACCGGAGAAGAAGGAAGGAAGUCCGACCAAAGCGGCGGCUCCGGGAGGGCGAUUAGAGAUGUUCUCCAACGUGAAAAACCAAAUCGAGGGCAUCGGAGGUUGGCUGGGCUCGAGCAUCCCGAAGCUGAGGAAAAACGAGAACGAGGCAGGCUCCUCGGACGUCCUGGAUCAACCUGCUGCUACCGAGGCUGCCGAUACCCAGGAACCCGACGUGCAGCCUGUAAAGGACGACGAUGAUAACUCCAGAAAUUACAGUGCUACCGGUGGAGCUGAUUCGGGACCUCAAUCCGCUGCCGAAUCUCCUACCGAAGACAAAGAUAGUCAAUUUGCAAAUGUACAAACUAAGGCUUUAGCUGGCGCUAAAUCAUUCGGUAGUUUUCUGUAUUCUGCUGUAAAUAAGGCUGGGAAAACCGUAAGCGAAGCGAGCGCUAAAAUUAAAGAAUCCGUUGAAAAAAACAGCAUACUAGGCGAGUUCAACAAAGAACAGGACGCUUUUAUUAAAACCCAAGGCAACAACGCCGCCAGCGCCGUGCCCCCAUGGGUGGGCUGCGCCAACGAGGAGGCCCUGAAAGACGAGUGUCUCAGCUUGUCGACUGACCGUAGGAAUUUUGUACGUAGUCCGCCAGCUGGUGUCGAUUUCCAAUUCGACUACGAAGUGUCUUAUCCGGUCGCUAUGUCCAUCAUGGAGCAGGAUCCCAACUUGGAGAAGAUGCGUUAUGAACUCGUGCCUAAAGUAAUUACGGAAGAGAACUUCUGGAGAAAUUAUUUCUACCGCGUAAGCCUAAUUUGUCAAGCGAAUGAAUUGUCGUUCAUGUCGAGAGAGGGUGAUAGUCAAUCCGCUACCGAAACUUACACUUCAGAUCAACUUAUAGAUAGUUCAAAAAAAGAUAUGCAUGAAUUUGUGUCUGACACACUCCAAGCCAGUAGCGAAGAUUUGAAUGAAGUGCGCGAAGGAAUGAAAAAACUCGCAAUGGGCUCCAAGCAUAAUGAAGAAGAAUGGGAGAGAGAACUCGAAGCAGAAUUGCAGGAUUAUGAAAUGGUCAGUGAACAAAAAUCGACGAAUUCGAAAAGCGAUAACUGGGAGCAAGAGAUUGAGGACAUAUUGCAGGACGAGACUGAUUUAAAAUAAUUUGUUUUAAUACUCCAGACUGAUAUAUUUUAUGUUUAUUUACUGAAUUCCUUUCGGUUAAUUUUGGCCUUGUUUGUGGUAAUUUAACUUUGCCGAAUCGUUUCUUAAAAACUGGCAUAUUUGUGCAGAAAUUGCCUACUGUGAAGAACAACAAUGAUUGCCGAGUCUGUUUGUAUAUCUUUUGGCUUGCAUCGAAGCGUAAAAGAAUUAAGGCUUAAUAAAACAGUGGCUUAUUGAAGAAAUUUUGAGCAGCACUGUUAUUAUUUUUAAAUGUGUCAUAAUAUGUAUGAAUAGAGUAAUAGGUCGUUCAUUUCCACAAAUACCAUAUCAGCGUGCAAAUGUUGCUGGAUAAUCCAUAAGUAACCAUUCCAUAGCGACUUGUUAAUUCAAAAGUCUUUUUAAUUGGCAACAAAAGGGUGUUACAGCGCUUUUGUAAGCAUUUUUGAAUAAAUCGUACACAUUCCCAUUUAAUUAGUACCUAGGUAUACUUUUCCUUGUUGGGAUUCGUUUGUAGGAUUCAUCGUACUCUAGUCAUUUUGAAAAAAAAAACUAAAUGGUAUUUUUCGUACUUAAUUUGUGAUGGUAUAUAGCAUAUAGGGUCUACACCUUCGUAUAUUAAAUAUAUAUUAUGCAUUUUAAAAUAAAAGUGUCACUUUAUACAUAAUACUGCAUUUCCAUUUGCUAUAUAUGCUGUUUUUUGGUAUAUUCAUUUAAAUCGUUUGUAAAUUAUCUAUUUUUAUUAAAAGAUUAAAAAUUCUAUUAUAUUUUGUUAUUUCUGUGUAUAUAAUAUAUAUGAAUGAAAUAAGUAUGUAAUUAUUUAGAGAUGUAAUAUAGUAUAUAAAUAGUUUUUCUUUUAGCCACGCGGAUAAAUAAUUUUACAUCUGUUGCGUUCAAAACUGUUAGCAUUAUAGCAUUUAGGAUGUAGCUUUUCGUGUGUUAAGCAUGUUCUCCUGUAUUCUAAUUGUUAUAUAACAUACAGAUUGUUAAAUAAAUGUAGCAAAUGUGCCCAC
Molecule: messenger RNA, 2464 nt
Organism: Phyllotreta striolata
Lineage: Eukaryota; Metazoa; Arthropoda; Insecta; Coleoptera; Chrysomelidae
Source: the annotation of a GenBank genome assembly